AUGUUGAGAGCAGUUUCGAGAAUCCCAAGAAACACCAAAAUCUCGGUUUCAUCCGCUAGAAGAUGGAUCUCCGAAUCCUCUUCCGAGGUGUUCACCAAGAUCAACGACACAAAUGACCCUGCAAGAAAUCAAUUCUUUCAAUACACUUGGGGUUCAUGGAUGAAGGAUGACAAGACACAGAGAGCCAAAAGAGAGACCCGUUUCUCCAUCGAGGGAGUUUCAGAAUUCUUUAAGAGCUUGAAGCAGAAGGAGGCAGCUACCAUCGCCAAGCCGGAAGCCUUGGAUAAUGGAAUGGUGAUUUUGCCUAACAACUGGACGGAAGAAGUCAUUGGCUCCAGUGGCUUUGAUGUCAAGUCCAUUGCCAGUAUCCACGAAGGUAAGCACCACCGUAUCUACAAGCUUACCUUGGUGAGUGGAAAGGAGUUUGUUUUGAGAAUUCCAUACAAGUUGGAGUCGGACUUUGCCAUCGAUAACAAAAUCAAGAGUGAGGUUGCAACCUUGGACUUUUUGUCGGUCAAGUUGGGCGCCAGUGUGCCCAAGGUGCUUGCUUACGGUGUCAAUAGAUUGAACCCGUUGAAGACUCCUUUCAUUUUGAUGGAAUACGUAGAUGGAGAUCUUUUGAUGAAGCAAUGGGAUCCUUUGAUGCCAGACGGAGAGGAGACUGAGCAGAAGUUGAAGUCUGUAAUCGAGCCUAUUGUGGAGUUUCAGGAUAAGUUGUUGGAGAUCACGUUCAACAGAAUUGGCUCCCUUUAUUUCUUUGACGAUGUGAGCGUCGAAAACCAGUCCGUGGUUCCUUACGAUGAAUCCGACGAGACCUUGAAGAACAGAUGGAGAAUUGGACCUAGCGUGGAAAGAAUCUUCUCGAAGAACAAGAGCCACUUGUCAUCGGGUCCAAUCAGACGUUUCAACGGCCCUUGGGAUGCGGAUAAGCCCGAGAAGAUGGUGGAGGACAUCGCAAGCCUUGAAUUGGAAAGUUUGAAGGCAAGAUUAGCGUUGGCCCAGGCUGAUGCCAGCGGCCAGGUUGAGGAUAUCUCCGAGUUGAAGAAGCAGAUCCAGACCUUCGAGAACUUCAAGACCAUGAGCUCUAAAUUGUUCAACCCAAACUCUCCAUCGAUCAUGAAUGUGGGAGAGCUUUUCAAGCCACGGCUCUAUGUUCCCGAUUUGGACCCAUUGAACGUGAUUGUGGACUCCAAAAGCUCCAAACCUGUGUUUUUUGACUUGGAAUACUCUACCAUCAAGCCAUUUUUGCUCGCUGCCUACCCAUCAUUUGUUGCUUACCAAGGAGCUAAGAUCUUCAAUUUGCAAGAAGACAUUCCAGGGUUUGAUGAGAUGGAUGACGUCGAGAAGCAGCAGUACUUAUUUAUGUUCUACAAAACUAGAAACGAAAGAUUGUGGGAGCUUGCAUUGAACGCAAAGAGACAUGAUUUGAUUGCUGUGGCCUCUCCACACGUCAAGGUGUUGAAGGCUCCAUACUUGCAAUUGUUGGAAUGCAAGAACGAUAAGGAUUACAUGUUUGUCGAAAACGCUAUUGUGCAAUUACAGACCAUGUGGGACACUUAUGUGGCCAACCAGUUGUGCAAUGGAACCGAGGAGGCCUUCCCUGUUGCUUACACACCCGAGUAUUUAGAUGAACACAAGGCCGACUUGGAGGCAUACCAAAUCGAGGUUGCAUCCACGCCAUUUGCUGCCACUGGCGGCUGGGUUCCUCAAGAUAUGUUCACCGUUUUGAAGGAACAGGGAAUCUUGGUGGAAGACGGAGACGGAAACUACCGUAUUGAGACAGAAGCUGCGUUGAAGACUUCUGAAUCCAUGGAGGAGGAAGCUCAGGCUAAGGAGGCUGAGGCAGCCAAGGCCAAGUCCGAAGAGAAGUAG
Sungouiella intermedia is the source of this 1872-nucleotide messenger RNA. Lineage: Eukaryota; Fungi; Ascomycota; Pichiomycetes; Serinales; Metschnikowiaceae. The record is from the annotation of a GenBank genome assembly.